AUUGUUUAUGUUUUUUGUGAUAAUUCGCCGCGUGCACAUUUUUGCGCUAGUAUUUCCAAAGUUUGUAAUAAAUAAAUAAAAAAGCAUUUUGUAUUUUGCAAAUUUAAAAUGGCAAAUGCUGAAACCAGUGAAGAUGCUCACACUGCCACCAUAAAGGAGUUAAUAACAUUUAUGCAUCCCACACAAAGGCUGGAUUUGAAAGCGGUAGCAUUGACACAUGUGCUUUCUUUGACUGGUUCUGAAGAGGGCAAGAAAGCCAUCUUGACACUAAAUGAUGUGCUAGUAGCGCUUUUCAAUCUCACAAACGAUGACAAUCAUACUGUGGCCAAGGAUGCCAUAUUGAGCCUUAUCAAUCUGUCUGCGGAAGGAGAGGGCGCUAUACGAGUGUAUGAAACUGCAAAGUCGCUUAUUCCAGCUUUUCCCUUGAUUUCCGAGGCUAUUAAGCAAAUAACAGACGAGAAAUCCAAGCUGGCAGAUCCCUGGACUAUGGUGCUGAGUAAUUUGACGCGUAGUGAAAAGUUAGUUGAAGACAUAAUUAUUGAACUGGAAAAAGAUAGUAAGACACUGCCUAGUCUACUAAAAGCAUUCACAAAAUUGGACUAUAAUAAUGAGAAGGCGAGGUUGCAUUAUUUAGCUCCAAUCUUUUGUAACCUGACGCAAAGUGGCAGAGGACGAAAACUGGCUUGCAAUGCCAAAUAUGAUUUCCUUGAAAAAAUUUUACCUUUCGCUUCAUACGAACCCUCAAUUGUGCGCCGUGGUGGCACUAUAGGUAUUUUAAAAAAUAUUUGCUUCGAUCCCAUGUAUCACAGCAUUAUUUUGAAUGAAAAAGAUGACAUACUACAUGCGAUACUCUAUCCACUUUGUGGUCCCGAAGAGUUCACCGAUGAAGAGAAUGAUAAAUUGCCAUUGGAACUGCAAUACCUCCCUGAAACGAAAACACGCGAAGAAGAUCCAGAUUUGCGCAAAAUGCUCUUAGAAUCACUGCUUCAGCUAUGUGCAACAAAGCGAUAUCGAGAGAUUUUGCGUUCGAAAAGUGUUUAUGAAAUAUUGCGUGAAUAUCACAAAUGGGAAUCAAAAUUUGGCAAAGAUAAAGAAUGUCUGUUGGCGUGCGAGAAUGUAGUGGAUAUUUUAAUAAAGAAAGAAGAGGAAAUUGGCUUGGACAACUAUAAAGAAGUAGAUGUACCUGAAGAUGUUGCACAUAAAUUUGUAAAGGAAGAUAAUGAGUAUCUGCAGAAUGUUUUAUGAGUAGUCUGAUAAGUUUAACUAUAUUUGUAAACUGUAGUAAAUAAAUGUUUUCCAAAAUAUACAUAA
Molecule: messenger RNA, 1311 nt
Organism: Rhagoletis zephyria (snowberry fruit fly)
Lineage: Eukaryota; Metazoa; Arthropoda; Insecta; Diptera; Tephritidae
Product: protein HGH1 homolog
Source: RefSeq, a predicted model, not a curated record